AUGGUGCCGGACCCUCCCUUUCAAAGCCGGCCCACGGAUAUGCUUGAGGCGGCAGUUCAUGUCUCCUUUACUGCCAUCGCCGCCAAGAAGCUCGGCCUCGUCAAAUCCAUUUUUGCCUUAGUUCCCCACCGUCUCCACUGUCCUCCUUUGACAUUGACACCCCUUACAACCAUCUACCACCAUCCUACCUCUACAGCGGGCACCACUUUCCGCCUUCCCAACGAGAGCCGGCAUAUGAUUUUAGUGCAUCUAUGGUACAAUAAGAUGUGUGGUCUCAAUGUCUUUGAGGGCUUUAGAUCUUUCCAAAGACUACAAAAACGCCCAAAGAUUACACUCAUGUUUUCUUGA
Messenger RNA from Laccaria bicolor S238N-H82, 348 nucleotides. RefSeq lists its product as uncharacterized. Bases 1 to 348 code for a protein of 115 amino acids. The record is from RefSeq and is a predicted model, not a curated record. The transcript has 4 exons. NCBI's taxonomy places the organism in Eukaryota, Fungi, Basidiomycota, Agaricomycetes, Agaricales, Hydnangiaceae.